AACAUUGAUCCCGAUGUAAAAUAUAUUUCGAUUUUUUUCCUCGUGUGAAAAAAGUGUUUACAUUUUGUUAUCUUCGUAUAGAGGGGGUCAACACAUGGAAAAUAAGAUAACAGUCUAAUAUUCUCUUUAUUGCCCGCACGACAUUUUAUGUUCGCGCGCUAUUUCGGGUCACACAGAAUGGCGGGUAGAGGGGCCCUGGUCGUUUUCGAGGGAUGUGACCACAGUGGUAAGACAACACAGUGUAAGCGAUUGGUGGAGUGUUUACGGCAAAAGAAUAUACCCGUCCAACCAUUUAGAUUUCCAGACAGAACUACUGCUAUUGGUCAAAUGAUUGAUGGUUACCUUGGAAACAAACAAGAAAUUGAGGACCAUGCUGUUCAUUUGCUGUUUUCAGCCAAUAGAUGGGAGUUAGUUCCCCGUAUGAAGAAGCUUCUGGAGGCUGGUACAACUCUCAUUGUGGACAGAUACGCCUUCUCAGGUGUCGCGUUUACUGCCGCUAAACAGGGUUUUACGAUUGACUGGUGUAAACAACCUGACCUUGGGCUGCCACGACCUGACCUAGUUCUGUACCUGAACCUUAGUCCCGAGGCCGCAGCCAAGCGGGGAACCUUCGGCAGCGAGAGAUACGAACAGACAGACUUUCAGAUUAAGGUGGCCAACAACUUCCAGCAGCUCAAAGAGCCCUACUGGCAGGAAAUUGAUGCAGACAAAACAGAAGAAGAUUUAUCAGCAGAGUUGACAGACAUUGUAUUAAACCUUAUCUCGUGUGUAGGAGAGGCACCUCUAAAGAAACUCUGGUGUGACUAACACAUUCAAAGGACCAUAACUCUUAUCAAUCAUGGACAGAAGUUACCUCCAUUUAUUACGUAACCAUAUUGUGUUCAAAUUUUGUAUUAAUUAAACUGUAUUGUCACAUAAGUUAUGAAUGUGCCCCAAGAAAAUUAAGUAUUUA
This is a messenger RNA of Saccostrea cuccullata (small rock oyster), 952 nucleotides long. RefSeq names its product thymidylate kinase-like. Gene Ontology annotation, cellular component: nucleus; cytosol; mitochondrion. Bases 148 to 807 code for a protein of 219 amino acids. Gene Ontology annotation, molecular function: ATP binding; nucleoside diphosphate kinase activity; dTMP kinase activity. The transcript is spliced from 5 exons. The record is from RefSeq and is a predicted model, not a curated record. Gene Ontology annotation, biological process: dTDP biosynthetic process; dTTP biosynthetic process; dUDP biosynthetic process. NCBI's taxonomy places the organism in Eukaryota, Metazoa, Mollusca, Bivalvia, Ostreida, Ostreidae.